Molecule: messenger RNA, 1287 nt
Organism: Cyclocybe aegerita
Lineage: Eukaryota; Fungi; Basidiomycota; Agaricomycetes; Agaricales; Hemipholiotaceae
Source: the annotation of a GenBank genome assembly
AUGCAGAAGACGUUGUUCAUCUUGCUGCUCAUCUCAUCUCAAGACCCAUCGUCCCGAGGACCUAACAAACACCCGGCGUUCCAAGUGCCGGCGAGCCUUCGAGAUCAUUACUAUGCUAUUAUCGGGACGGGAGGGAAUGGUAACAUUGGCUCAUCGACUCUCGGUCAAAUCCAAAGGGCUGGAUGGGGAACCGCUUUCGAGGAGUUUUCCGUUGGGACAAAGGGAUGCAGGAGUCUGUUUCUAGCUGGGGUGUUUCGAUAUAUCACCUUUCCUGCCGGUCCUCCAGUUCCGCUGGCAUCCCGGCUACUAGCUCUAAGAAAUCUGAUGCCUAUGAGGAAACUCAAAUCGUUAGAAAUGUCGCAGUUGCCCCCCUGUGGUGAUUCCUGCGGGCCAUUUGCACCAGGCCACCGCAUGGAACUGGGAGUUUGUACUCCGACCGUUUGGGGAUCUCUUGAAGGCUGCGAAUCCCCACGAAUGCUUGCUCGGUGUCUGCUUGAUUGUUUGGUCGGCUUUGCAAAAGUGUAUCUUACUGACAACAGGGCGGGUGGCAUCCCCUUGUAUCCACUGGCUAUCUCAAAUAGGAACCUACUUCGCCGAUUAGAAAAGGAAGUUCGUCCGCACACAGAGGUAGUAAGAAAAGAUGAAGAUUGGUUUCACAGCGACGAAAUGCAGUUUCUUUCCAACUACCUGAACGAGUGUUACGCUUUCAUCCUCGAUGUUGAAAUAGAGGCGCCAUUAAGUGAAACACGAAUGAACGUAAAGGAAUUUUUGGGAGCCAUCGCUUUCUUACCGACCCGCAUACUGCGUCUGUUAACGCGUGGCGAACCCAUUAUCUACACAACGAUCGACCGUCUUGAAUCUUUUUCCUGGGUCCUUCUGUGGAUCGCCUUCCGCAAAGACCCAAAACACCGAGAAUCCGAGGUGCAUUUGACUGAUUUGAACCGUAAAGCGGUUCGGAACGUUGUCAUCACGAAAUCCUCGCUUAUGGACAACAUCGCUGACGAAGCCGAAGUGCUGCAUUUCCCACUCUCUGUACAAGCCAUUCAAGACUUGUUCAAAAGAUGGAUUGCCGCCUCACGAAAAGCGACUGCAGAGGUGUCGCGUGUGUUUGAAGAUGAAAGGUUUACUCUCGACAAUCUCCAUUCGAGCACAGAGGUUCACAAGGAACUCAAGAAAGCUCUUCAAGACGCAACAAAGGAAUGUCUAAAGGAGUAUAUGCGAGCUGCAGUAGACUUCAUUGAAGGGGAGGGAGAGGAGCUGACGAUCUGGCCUGAUCCAUCUGCAUGA